AUGCACAACCCCUCUCAUGAAGAUUGGCAAACCCUCAAACAUCUUCUUCACUAUCUAAAGGGCUCAAUUACUUUGGGCCUUCAUCUCUCUCAUGAUUCCCCUUUUCAGCUCACAGCCUACAGCGAUGCAGAUUGGGCCUCUUCUAAGGAUGAUCGCCGACCCACUGGUAGUUAUCUUGUUUAUCUUGGAAGAAACUUGAUUUCUUAGUCGUCAAAAAAAUAUUCCACCGUCUCAAGAUCAAGUACAGAGGCUAAGUAUAAAGCUCUAGCAAACACGGCUGCUGAGUUUACCUGGCUAAAUUUCCUUCUUAAUAAAAUUCAAAUCAAGCCACAAGGCGCUCCAAUUCUCUAUUGCGACAAUCUAGGAGCUACAUAUCUAUCUACUAAUCCUGUCUUCCGCACUAGAACAAAACACAUUGAGAUUGACUUUCACUUUGUCCGUGAAAGGGUCACCGCCAAACAACUAUAA
Spirodela intermedia is the source of this 468-nucleotide messenger RNA. NCBI's taxonomy places the organism in Eukaryota, Viridiplantae, Streptophyta, Magnoliopsida, Alismatales, Araceae. The record is from the annotation of a GenBank genome assembly.